GCGGCAGCCGCUGGAGGAGUUGGGCGGCUGUUUCUCCCUCUCCGCCCGGAGGAGGAGGAAGAGGAGGAAGAAGAGGCUUCGGCUGCCGCCUCUCUGGUCCUCCCCCCCCUCUUCCCCUUCCGCCCCACACCUUUAUGGACGAGCGCCGGAGCUUGCUCUACUCUCCGGCUGCCUCCUCCGCCGGCCGGCAUCCGCGGGGCGGCUCGACCAGCAGCCACCACAACCUGGGCUACACCGAGCAGCUGCCCCCCGCCGCCCCCCAGCCGGUCCCCGACCAAGAGGAGGAAGAGGGUGAAGAAGGGGAGGAAGGCAGCAUGACUGUGGUGGGGGGCGGCGGCGGCGGCGGAGACCCUUUGCUGGACGAGCCACAGCAUCCUCAUCCUUUGCUCGGGGGGGACCGCUACGAUCACCCCCCGACUCCGGCCGCCGUCCCCGCCGGCCAGCCCACGGGCGGUGGGGAGCACGAGUGCUGCGAGCGGGUGGUGAUCAACAUCUCGGGGCUGCGGUUUGAGACCCAGCUGAAGACGCUGGCGCAGUUCCCCGAGACGCUGCUGGGGGACCCGCGUAAGAGGAUGCGCUACUUCGACCCCCUCCGCAACGAGUAUUUUUUUGACCGCAACCGGCCCAGCUUCGACGCCAUCCUCUACUACUACCAGUCCGGCGGGCGCAUCCGCAGACCCGUCAACGUCCCCAUCGAUAUCUUCUCCGAGGAGAUACGCUUCUACCAGCUGGGGGAGGAGGCCAUGGAGAAGUUUCGGGAGGAUGAGGGUUUCAUUCGGGAGGAGCAGCGGCCUCUUCCCGACAAGGAGUUUCAGCGUCAAGUGUGGCUCCUCUUUGAGUACCCUGAGAGCUCUGGGCCGGCCCGAGGCAUUGCCAUCGUCUCCGUCCUGGUCAUCCUUAUCUCUAUCGUCAUCUUCUGUCUGGAGACCCUGCCUGAAUUCAGGGAUGACCACGACUAUGAGGGAACUGGGGGGACCUUCAGCACAGGCAGUGGCCCUCUCCCACCUGAUGUCUUCACCAACUCCUCUUCCUCAGCUGCUUCCAUGGUGUCAUCUUUCACUGACCCUUUCUUUGUGGUGGAGACUUUGUGCAUCAUCUGGUUCUCCUUUGAGCUGCUGGUCCGCUUCUUUGCCUGCCCCAGCAAGGCCACCUUCUCCAAGAACAUCAUGAACAUCAUUGACAUUGUGGCCAUCAUUCCCUACUUCAUCACGCUGGGCACGGAGCUGGCUGAGAGGCAAGGCAACGGCCAGCAAGCCAUGUCCUUAGCCAUCCUCAGAGUCAUCCGGCUGGUCAGGGUCUUCCGCAUCUUCAAGCUCUCCCGGCACUCCAAGGGGCUGCAGAUCCUGGGGCAGACCCUCAAGGCCAGCAUGCGGGAGCUGGGCUUGCUCAUCUUCUUCCUCUUCAUCGGCGUCAUCCUCUUCUCAAGCGCCGUUUACUUCGCAGAAGCCGAUGACCCCAGUUCGGGCUUCAGUAGCAUCCCCGAUGCCUUCUGGUGGGCAGUGGUGACCAUGACCACAGUGGGCUAUGGGGACAUGCACCCCAUCACCAUCGGGGGCAAGAUUGUGGGGUCUCUCUGUGCCAUCGCGGGGGUGCUAACCAUCGCUCUCCCCGUGCCUGUGAUAGUCUCCAAUUUCAACUAUUUUUACCACCGGGAGACGGAAGGUGAGGAGCAAGCCCAAUACAUGCACGUCGGGAGCUGCCAACACCUCUCGUCCAGCGAGGAGAUGAGGAAGGCUCGCAGCAAUUCCACCCUCAGCAAGUCCGAGUACAUGGUGAUCGAGGAAGGGGGAAUCAACCACAGUGCAUUCAAACAGGCUGCCUUUAAGACAGGCAACUGCACAUCCACAAACAAUCCCAACUGUGUGAACAUCAAAAAGAUCUUUACGGAUGUUUAAAAAAGCAAAACCAAACAAACGGCAACAAAAUCUGAGGAUGCGGUAAAAAAAUAACAAUAACAAUAAUAAUGCAAAGUGACUGUGUACUCAGUAUUGUGUGGAACAUGCACCAUCGUCGGUCUGUGUGUGCCCUCGUUUUUAUACAUUUAUUUUUUUAGAUCCUUCCUUUCUAAAGAUCAAAAAAAAAAAGGAUUUAGAAUUCUCUGAAGAGGAGGACAGCUAAAGGGUAAAGAGAAGGAAGAUGAAGACAAAACACACUCACCGUUGAAACAGGUGUUUGUUCUGCAACGUGUUGCAGGGCUGCUUUUGUUUUCUUGUUUUUGGGGACCUCUCGCUUUGCUCCUGAAUUCACCCCCCCUCUCCCCCCCUUCCCUAAAGGCAGUGUGUACCUGAUUUCCCUUCCAUCACAUAAGAUCACUUGUUGGAUUAACAACCCCGAGGAAAACAUGUUGCAGAGCGUACUGAAAGGGGGUUGGGAGGAAAGAACCGUUUAAUUUUGCAGAGAGUCUCUGUUACCACAUUGUUAAAUGAUGCUUAAUAUUGAAACAUGUGUUGUGCCAUUACGGGCACAUCACAGAUUUCCUUUUCUCCCCCGUUAGAUCAUUUAUGAAAUUCUAAUUUGGUCAGAGACUGUGUGAAAUCAGUGCUGAUUUAAAUAGAAAAAAACCCAACCCAAUCAACCCUCGUUUUCUAUUCUUGAUUUUCUUCCCCUAUAACCUUAUGGCGUUAUUUUAUCCAAUGUGACAUUUGUGGCCGUGCAGUGGGUCUGUGUGCAGGGAGGUGGGAGGCGAAGGGCAAAAUGGAGUGGUUUCAGGAGCCACAGGAGCACAGGGAGCGAUGCCGGCGUGGACGGGGGGGAUUGCAGGAUCCGUGACGGGCUCCUUGCCGUGGCUGUGCCGCCUCAAACCCACCCAGCUGGAGACAAAGGGAUAUUUCCUCCUAUUUUUUUUUUUUUUUGCAAUGCGUUUGGGAGAGAUGCAGCCGCUUAUCGCAAGAAGAUUAAAGUGGCGAACACGCCUUCCAGCGGAAGUCACUAAUUCAGACCAGAGUGAUGCAGUUGCCAUGGUGACCCUGGUUUCCUGGGAAACCCCCAAAGGUUGUCAUGGCAUCCCUUCUCCCAUCCCCCUUGGUCCUCGCUCUUCCCGCAAAAAAACCUUUCCAGAUGGUUCCAGCCCUGUCAUCCCGCAGGACACCGCGGCUCUGCCCCACUGUGCGACCCCAUCCUGGCACCCCCUUCCCGGGCCACGUCCCCCCCCCCACGGCUUCCCCUGUGCCGAGUAAAGCACCCGUAGGCAAUAAGCACACCACAAAUCCACCUCUCCCUCGCAGAGGAGCUCACACCUUGGCAGUGAAAUUUGGGGAUGGAGUCUCAUCCUGCAAACACGAGCGGCCGCUCCGCCGAGAACGACCCUGCGCUCCCCCCCUGCGCCGCACGAAACCCGGCGGUUUCCCCAAGCCCAGUGCGAACUGGCGCUGAGCAGCAAGUGGGAAAGCUCGGCUGAGAAACCUCGGCAGCUUUUGGAAACCAGAGGGACACAUCUAUAAAGAGCGGGAUUGAAAAGUAACCAAAACCCCGCCGGGGAAAAAUACACCGGCUUCAUCUUUAUGUGUGCACCAGGGGCCACGGGACAUCUGAUGGGAUCAGAUAACAGAAGUUUCAAAAUUAAGACCUCCAGGACUGUGUUGAGAAAUAAAGCGUCUCCAAGGAAAUGGCAAACAUCACAGACACGAUGACUGAUGCUGCUGGGGACCCAACCAAUGGAGGGUCUGUCCUCCCCAGUUAAACCCAUUUCGUAUUUCAUAUAUAUGAAAUAUUUGCCACGUUAUCUGUGCUUUCUAACAAGUGCAUUAUGUAGAAGGGAACAUCUUUGCAGCUGGAAGAUUAUCUUCAAAUCAUGUGCAAUAUAAUGAGACUGAACAAAGCCAGGAAAAAGGAGGAGGAAAGGUGGAAAUAAUCUGGAAAUUAUUUCAGUCUUCUUUCUUUAUUAAAAAAAUAAAACCAACCUCUUGAAAGAUUAAGCAACCAGAAAGGAAACAUUAAGCAGAGUUGCUAAUAAGAAGUCCAAGUGUUUUGCUUGGGAUGGGAGGGAGAUGGGGGAAAUUGAGUUGCUCUUACUGUUCCCUGUCGAAGGCCACGGGCAGUUUCUAGUGCUGGGACAUGAAUAAUUUCUGUUCCAUUUUUCUGACUUUCAUGUAAAUACUCUUUAUAAGUAGGUAUGUGCCGUACCAAAGGCUGUGAUUUAUUUUAAGUCCUUAUUAAGAAAGUAACAUCGCCGCCGAUACUGAGGAAAAUGGUGUCAAACAGUCAACAAGUUGUGCCUUGCUUUCAGGAUCACUCCAUGAAAAGCUGCGGAAAAAUAAAAUUUCCAGGGAUGGAAAAGGUAUGAAAAACCCAAUCCUGGCUGAUCACGCCCCGCUUCAUUUCACAAGCACUCGUGUGACCUUCUCUGCUGUUCCACAGUACUUCAGUCCCGAGGGAAUAUUAUAGUAUUGUCUUGCUAAUACUAUAAUAAAUGGGAAGUCUGUCACUCCUUUGCCCGUUCCUGUUUAAUUUCGCACACUGAGGGGUUUCUUUGUGGCAGGUUGAGAGCCGUGGGUUGCCCAUGCAGGGCUGUGAAGCUGUUAAAACUGGGGUUUCUAUAACUUCACUGCAUUUCCUAGGACCGUAUGGGUAAAUAUUAUCCCAGUGCAAUGGGAUAAAUGGUCUGCAAAGGCAUAAAUUUCAAAUGGCAAAAGGAGUUGAUGGUCUCUCCUGCUUCUGGCUUCCCCCUCUAGCCCCAGCCUCAUCCACCUCUGCACGCUGCCUCCAUCCCAGCUUUGAGACUAAAACCCACCCAGCACAUACUCCGUUGGAGGAGCAAAGUGAUACUCUCAACAGUAUUGGAUUUCUGGGCAAAAAUAAUGUCAGUGGGGCUCAGGCGAGCUCAGGAACCCCUGCGUCUGCAUUGCAAUAAUUCACCAGGGGUGGUUCGGGGAAUAUUAAUUUAGACUGGACCAAAGUGAGCUGGAGCUUGCUCCAAAGCAGAGGAUGCUCAAGGGGAAGUAACGGAAGACAAAAUCAUUAGGCAUGUGCAGCAGACUCCUGAAUUCAUGUCGCUGAUUGCUUUGGGGCCACGUCCAAGGACAAGCCUUGAGGUCCCCAGCGGGUACCUGGAAAGUGGAGCAAGGACCACUCUGCCUGGAGGGCAGCACCAAACCCUGGAUCCUUCACGGAGUGGAGCUAUUUACCUGCAUUUCAAACCAGAUCCUGGGCAGGAGGUGGGGAAAAUCCACAGGCGACACAUGUGGGAUGCUUCGAGGCGCAACCCAAGUGAGGUUGCACUUAAAAAUAAACACCCUACUUGGAAGAAAGGCUCUGAAAUGGGAAAACUUGGGGGAAUAUUUGUGGCAAAGCAACUGGCUGUCUGCUGUCCUUGCAGCAGAGCUUUGAAGGCAAAUGAAACCCAGGUGGCUUUCUGAGCUGUCGUUCGGGGCUGGGAUCACUCCAGACCUGUCUGUAGUUCAGCAGAAUCCAUCCUCCUUUCUGGCUGCCUAAGCCCCACACGCAAACUUCAACUGAAAUUAGGAUUGAGAAAUUCCCUUAAUGGUGGGGAAAUGAUGUGGUUCUUAAAGGAAUGCGUCGGCUUUGGUGAGGUCACAUUUAUUUUGUUUGAUAAUUUCUUGGCUUGAAUUCCUCCUCCUGUCAUGGCAUAUGCUUCAUUGGUGAUGGAGACCUUGUUCAUGGGAGCAGGGCUUGGGGGUCCCAAGGGUAGAAGUCACAGGGGCUCUGCAUUGGUGUAGACUGGGGAGAAUGGGCUGAGAUGGCAAAAAAAUAAACAAAAGUGAAAAAAACAACAGUUUUAGUCAAAGCUGCCUUGCUCGCCUUGUGGAAUGAAGAGUAAAUAUGGAUCUGGCCCUUAGUGGGUCAUUGCUCCUUGGGCUUGUUUGCAUUUAUUCCCAGCAUGGUAGAAACCCCAUGGCCACUGGAGCUGUGGAUAAAUGAAAAGGGCUGGUGCUGCUGGUGCCUGGUUUUAUGACGGCUUUUGCAGCAUGAGGGGCUGAGGGAGGUGGGUUGGGGACCAGGACUACUGGGAGAGCCCAAGGAGCUGGUCCCCAAGCCCACGGGGAUGAGCUGGGGGUGCCAAGGCUUGUCAGAGGGAUGCCGUGGAAUCAUGGAGGUGAAGCACCCAGCAGUGUGAAAUCAAUCCAGUGUGAAAGCUGUCUGUGCAAAUUAAAGCUAAUUGGAGCAGUGGCUUUCAUUAACUUUGUGUUUGGCCAUGCUCUGCCCUGAGGCCAGCCCGUGGGUGAUGGGGAGAGGGAGCUCCUCCACGGGAUCCUCCAGCAAAUUGCUCUGCUGGCAAAUCCCUGGGGAUGUGGCAGUAACCGUGGCACUGCCACAGCCAGAGCCAGUCUGAGGAUGGGCUUGCAGGGCUUUUUGCAUCGUGGCCAGCUGUGUCUUAAUGUGGCACAGCCAAAACCCACCUCCCAGGCAUCCAUCCCCUGUCUCGUGCAGAGGGGAGCUGUGUCCCCCCCAGGCUGUCUCAUCCUGCAGCUCCCCAGCACCAAAAUUAAUUAAUGCUCAGACCAUAAAAAGUCUGAGACCUUAAAAAGACCUUAAGAAGACCCCUUAAAAAAGAUUAUUAAAAGUCGCAGGUGCUUGGGGAGCGAGGGCUGAGCCUCUUCCCAGGACUGGGACCCCCAAAUCACCGAGCAGCGGUCUCUUUCCCAUUGCCAUGGGUGGAGCUGCCAGCAGGCUGGGGGAGAUGGGGCUGGGCUUCUUUGGGAGAUCUUACCUCCAAACCCACUAAGGAGCUGUGAAAGAUAUAGCCUCAUGCGUUCAUAGUGUGCUUUUCUACCAUGCUGAUGGUUUUGGGCAAAGCACCCACUAAAGGUCCGAUCCAGCAUCCCUGGAGUAAUGGCACAUUAACAGGACAAUUGAUUUUCUGGAUGGCAACACAGACCUGAAUCUUGGGAAGCCCUGGUCCCAAAGGUGUUAAAUUUAGUUUCUUUUGGAACAUGAUCUAGUAGCCCUUAAAAUGGGGGAUAGAAUGUAUCAGUACUAAAGUUAUUUUUAUUUUUCACCGGUGUUACGGAGAGCUUUUUUAUGGCAUGUGUGUAUGUAACAUAAUUAUACCUCGUCUGUUUUCAAUAGCCACUUUGUUAAAGCGUCUCUGUUACGGUUCAAAGUGCGUAUUUUGACAAGCAAAGUGAUGGGAAAACCCAGAUCCCCUCACCAGUUGGGGUUAGUGGGUCCCAGUGGCCCCACUCCCAGCAGCAGAAAUGCCCCAUGCCCAGAGCAGAGCUCAGCCCGUGGCCACCGGCCGCUCCGCUCCCCCCAGCCAGCACUGGACCCACCCCACGGCCAUCUCACCCCGAUGACAAUCUUGCCAAAUUUCAACCUCUUCUUGAUAUUGUACAUACUGGCGUUGAUGACGUUGCUCCAUGCUGUUGGGUUUCUUUUGCUUGGUCGCUGAGCCAGCUAACUGUUAAUGUGCUCUUUAAAAAUAAUCGAGAGUUUGAUAGUCUUUAACUGUCAGUCUGGUAUAUUAAUCUGUGUUGCCACGACUCUGACUGUAGCCUUGUGCGUUUUAAAGAUAACCAUCGUAUCAGGACAGCCGUGUUGAAAUGUCAUUUGGAGCGGAAGGCUGGGUUUGGCAAGGGAAGACAAAUUAAAAAUGUAUCCAGUCAAUUAAAAAAAAAAAAAACAAAACACCACCAACAAAAAAACAACAAAAACCAAAAAAGGAGUGAUUUAAUGAUGGCUGACAUCAAGAGAGGAUCCAAAAAAUAGCAUGCAUUGAUUCCCAUAAUCAUCCGAACGCAGGCUGCUCAUCUUUAUUCAUAGCCCUUCAAAGCCACGCUCGGAGAUGCUGAGAGCAUCUCUGAGAUGCCGCGCGCUAGACGUGCUCUUUAGACGCUGAACACGUAGGCAUUUCUCCUCUGCUCCCAGCACAGCUGCUGCCUCCAGCAAACGCUGUACACCAUUCCUUCCCCCUUUUCAUUUUAGGGUGCAAUUAAAGUGAUGAGAGCUCUGCUGUUGGGUCCAUCCUGGUGGAUAGGUAGGAAAAUCAGAUUGAGGGAGCUGGGCUGGUACAGGGUCAAGUGCAGCCACUUGUUUUAAGGUGUUUUAAGAAGGCAGCAAAUAGAAAGCAAAAUGUCUCAAAAAGUGUUUAAGGGCACUAACGAAAGCUCAGUGGACACAGCACGUGGGAUGGGGCUUAGCGGCAUGGCUGGAGGAGGCUUUCAGAGACAGCGUAUGAGAUACUGUGAGGCUGCUUUGCUUGCCCUGCUAGAUUUGGGGGAAAAGUCAGGAUUCCUGUGGUCCCAUCCUGGCCUCUGUCCUCUUUCCACAGGUGCAGGCAAAAACCCUGCAAUAUUAACAUCUCAGAAACCAGCCUUUGAGCACUCGGAGGCUUUAAUUAAUGUACACACUUGGAUGUUCUCUGAGACAGAUGUUCAAAUGCUGUUAUUGCUACUGGAUCCUUUUAAAAUGAAGAAAUUUGUGGGACAGCGCUUUUCUCCCCUAAAAAGCUUUGGGAGCCGUCAUGUUCCCAGUACUCUUGCUUUUUCUUCCAUUGCACUGAGUCAGCUAGGAAGUUGUCCCCCUAAACUGAGAUUAAAGGCAAGUAGCAGCCCUGGGUGAAUUAAAUUACACAUAAUCCCUAUAUUUUUCAUCCUCCAGUCUCUGAUACAGGUGAAUUAUGUUUCUUUUUCACAUUUUUUUUCUGCUUUCUCCAAAAUGACAUCAUCAGUGCAUCUUUAAAGGGAAUGAUCUGAGAUACCUCUGUCACCGACUGGUGUUUUCCAUAACACAUCAUCUCUCUGACCAUUGCAAGGCCAGGCUGAUGCUGUGUUUUAAAUGCAUCACUCCUAUUCCUGAGGAUGGUUUUGGAGCAGGGCAAUUUAUCUGGCGAUUCACAAGUCAUUGAUAGAGCUGGACUUGCAAGUCAAAUGGUAUUCAGGGGAAAUGUAGCCAGGAAAUUGUAAACCAGUGCCUGAAAUAGGGCAGUUUUAAUGAAAAACGAUGUGUUUGCUGCCAUGUCUUUUUCGCUGCCAUUAGUAUAUUGGAAACGGGACUUGGUUAUUCAAAUUGUUCGGGUCUUGCAGGAAAAUCGCCUUCACUGCUGAAGGUCAGCUAUUCCCACAGCUGAAUUUAGCAUCUUUCAAGGAGAAUGGACUCUUAAUGCAUCACCUGAGGUCCCAAAAGAUUGCAAAUGGGGGAUGUUUCAUCAACCAUCAACCUCCAACACAGGAGCAGCUCAUGUUUCUUAAUUUUACAUCAUUUUCUAUGCAACUUACUUUUACGGUCUCUUCCUGGGACUGAGAUGGCUGGAUAUAGUUUUGACUUUGCUUUCCCUCAUUCGCAUUCCCAUCUGGGUAAUGCUGAAAUGUUUCCAUGACUGUCUCAACUGGAACACACAUUGGGUAUAUUUGAAAAGUGAAAUAUUGCCUUGUGGAAUUCAGUGCAUCAGACUGAAAAACUAAAUCCUGACUAAUUAGGUGCCACAGAAAUGAUGCAAUUUUGGACUGGAGAUGUAAAGCGCAGUCUUGUUACUCUGAGUUCGUUUCAAACUCUGGUUUUGCCAGUGAACUGUGUUGCAAUUGUUUCAACUUGUUCUUUUGAUACCAGUCUGAUGCUAAAACAAGCCGCUGCGUCCCGUCACCCUGGUGACCUCCACCACGGUGUGGGCCUUGUGUUCAGUUACCAGUAAAAAAAGUGAUUUUGGGGUUUUCUUUUGUUUGUUUGUUUGUUUUUUUGGUUGUGUGAUUUUUUUACCUGACGUUGAAUUUAUUUUUUUAAUGUUUUUUUCAUUAGAACUUGAAACUGUUAUUUCAUAUGCAAAGUUCAAUAAAAUGGCUGAAACACGCA
Tyto alba (common barn owl) is the source of this 9744-nucleotide messenger RNA. Its product is annotated as potassium voltage-gated channel subfamily A member 3. Gene Ontology annotation, molecular function: protein binding; delayed rectifier potassium channel activity. The coding region runs from base 135 to 1895 and encodes 586 amino acids. Gene Ontology annotation, biological process: protein homooligomerization; potassium ion transmembrane transport. The record is from RefSeq and is a predicted model, not a curated record. NCBI's taxonomy places the organism in Eukaryota, Metazoa, Chordata, Aves, Strigiformes, Tytonidae. Gene Ontology annotation, cellular component: membrane; voltage-gated potassium channel complex. The transcript is spliced from 2 exons.